Messenger RNA from Dalotia coriaria, 3279 nucleotides. Its product is annotated as mothers against decapentaplegic homolog 4-like. Gene Ontology annotation, molecular function: I-SMAD binding; DNA-binding transcription factor activity, RNA polymerase II-specific; RNA polymerase II cis-regulatory region sequence-specific DNA binding. The record is from RefSeq and is a predicted model, not a curated record. The transcript is spliced from 9 exons. Gene Ontology annotation, biological process: cell differentiation; BMP signaling pathway; anatomical structure morphogenesis. Bases 678 to 2576 code for a protein of 632 amino acids. NCBI's taxonomy places the organism in Eukaryota, Metazoa, Arthropoda, Insecta, Coleoptera, Staphylinidae. Gene Ontology annotation, cellular component: heteromeric SMAD protein complex.
GCGCUCUCGCUUCGUAUUCGCGACUCGCGAGAUUAACCAAUCUAAUCAUUACAUAAAUCGCCGACAAUUUGAACGAUCCUAUACGGAACUCAUCGGCGCAUUGACUUACCACGUUCAUCAUGCCGCUGAUCACACGCAACGACUAAACGCAAAACUUAGUUGUGUGCCGUUGUGGACCGCCGGUCCGCCGGAAACAACGUCGUUUUCAUCGCGUUCGUAAAUAAAUCGUAAAGGAGUGGUGGGGCGCUCGCAUUCGGAUUCCGCGAAGUGCAGAAACGGAGAAACCUCAAGCUGCUGCCAAGGGUACGGCCGGUGCGGACUGCGGGUACGGGUACAACAUACAACAAAUACACAACGACCGUACAAGUGUUGAGCGAGGCAAGUGCAUUCAUCUCUAUACACAUUUCUUCAGCGGAUUAGGGACCUCGACUACCUCUACUACUACUACUACUACUAGAACACGCAGUGUGCAAAGGGCCUCUUUUCAUUCGCCGGUGAAUCUACGCAGCGGUCGCUAGGCAAAAAAGCGGCCUGCGAGCGUAAACAAUUAGUCAUAGUGCGCACAGUGCGAAAGCGAAAGCUAACCAAAAUCAACACAAUUUUAGGAAUGUGAUCAUUACACACAAAGGAUGAUCCAGUUUAACAUCACCUCAACUUAAUACUCAGGAAUAUAUGCGAUGUCGGGUUUAGCAACAAACGCGCCGACAUCAGCUGAUGCUUGUCUUAGCAUUGUGCACAGCUUGAUGUGCCAUAGGCAGGGUGGUGAGAGUGAAGGAUUUGCCAAGCGUGCCAUUGAAUCACUGGUGAAGAAGCUCAAGGAGAAGCGGGAUGAGCUGGACUCACUCAUUACUGCCAUCACUACAAAUGGGGCACAUCCGAGUAAAUGUGUUACGAUUCAGCGCACGCUAGACGGGCGAUUACAGGUUGCUGGCAGAAAAGGUUUCCCUCAUGUAAUCUACGCCCGAAUCUGGCGCUGGCCAGACCUGCAUAAAAACGAACUAAAACACGUAAAAUACUGCCAGUUUGCGUUCGAUCUAAAAUGCGAUUCGGUGUGCGUCAAUCCAUACCACUACGAGCGCGUGGUAUCGCCCGGCAUUGAUCUCUCAGGGUUGUCGAUCCAACCAUCCGCGCGUCUUGUCAAAGAUGAAUACAGCGCAGGCGGGCCUGUCCCAGGUGGCAGCGGCAUGGAAGUGGACACUGAGCUGGCGAUGGCUGGUGGAGUCACACAGACUAUACAACAUCACCCACCUCAACAGGGGUAUACGUUAGCUACGUUACAAUCACCGCCACCUGGAGGUGAUCCGAGUAUAAAUUAUGCAAGUAAUCGGCCGGUUCUGGGCCCGCCGCCGACGGUGCCGAAGCUGGAAUCGGUCGCAUCCGCGCAGGAUGCGCACCAGCGCAACAAUUGGCUGCCCUCACGUAUGCAUCUACCGAUUCCUUCUGGUGGUGUGCACCAACACAACGCGAUGCCGCAGCAAGCCGGGCCUGGCCAGGGGCAGUUUUAUGGAGCGGCGCCACCGCCGCAAAACAACGGCCAGCAGCAGGUUGAGCGCCAGCAGGUGGCUGAUAUAAAUUCCACGCUUGGUAGUACUUCGCCUGUGUCGCCACAUUUACAACAGAACGGUUUCGCUAAUCAACAGCAACCAGUCGCUAAUGUGAGCACGGGCGGUGGUCAAACCGCCACACCUGCUUCGGGGCAAGCAUUUACGGGCGCCGGUGGGACUUGGACCGGUGCGAAUACUCUCACCUACACACAGAGUAUGCAACCACCUGAGAAUCGCAAUCAUCACAAUAAUUACUGGAAUCACAAUUCGACAAAUCAAAUCGGUAACGAUGUGGGUAACAUCGCUGGACUGCUAAGUAAUCAACCAGCGCCUGAAUUUUGGUGUUCCGUAGCGUAUUUUGAGCUGGACACUCAAGUGGGUGAAACAUUCAAAGUACCAUCGAGUUGUCCGAAUGUAACAGUCGAUGGUUAUGUGGAUCCAAGCGGUGGUAAUCGUUUCUGUCUCGGUGCGUUGAGUAAUGUCCAUCGUACUGAACAAAGCGAGCGUGCGCGUCUGCACAUUGGUAAAGGUGUUCAGCUUGAUUUGCGCGGCGAAGGCGAUGUGUGGUUGAGAUGUUUAAGCGAUCACUCUGUGUUCGUGCAGAGUUAUUAUUUAGAUAGGGAAGCUGGACGUGCUCCGGGCGAUGCCGUGCAUAAGAUUUAUCCGUCUGCGUAUAUCAAAGUGUUUGAUUUACGGCAGUGCCACGGGCAGAUGACUCAGCAAGCUGCGACUGCUCAAGCGGCGGCGGCUGCGCAGGCCGCUGCUGUUGCUGGACACAUACCGGGACCUCAUAGUGUUGGUGGAAUUGCACCAGCUAUAAGUUUAUCAGCAGCUUCAGGAAUUGGCGUCGAUGAUCUGCGACGAUUGUGUAUUCUACGUUUGAGUUUCGUGAAGGGCUGGGGCCCGGAUUACCCGCGGCAGUCGAUCAAAGAAACGCCAUGUUGGAUCGAAGUGCAUUUGCAUCGCGCCCUGCAGCUGCUCGAUGAGGUUUUGCACACGAUGCCAAUCGAUGGCGCGCGUGGAAUUGAAUAAACUCGCACGCAAUUGACCAGGUAACAUUUAACUCUAAUACACACCCUCAAUCAAUCAAUCAAUCGAAAAAGUGAAGAGGUUAAGCACACCGCGCUGUGGCAUGAUUUAGACAACCAAAUAUGCAGCAAAACAAAACACAAACAAAAGAAAUUUAAGAAAUGAUAAACGUAGUCAGAUAUUUUUUUACAACAGCAUUAUUCGAUUGCCUGCGGUGUGAUGUUGGAUAUUGUGUGGUGUGUGGAUAUAGUGAUAGCACAUACAAUUAUUUUUAUCCUGAUAUGAAUAUUGAAUCGAAUACGCAAGGCAAGAAAAAAAUAUUGAUGUGUUAUUAGUAUUUUAUAUUAUUCUAUUAUUAGAUUUUCUAUCAUUUGUUAAAAAUUUUUAUCCGACUGAGUCGUUUUCGAUUCGAGCCAAACCAUCACAAGCAAUAGCAAUAGCCAGAGGAUUACUACAGAUACAAUACAAUACAAUAGAGUGCAGAACAGGUAUACAUACACAUAUUAUUCAGUUUGAGAAAGCCAUAGACUAUUUAUGACAUAAUAUUUUAUACAUACCACAUUAUAUAUACACAUAUUAUAUAUUUAAUGUUUUUCCUUGUACAUUGUCGCUGUUUUUCUAAUUUUAUUUGACUGUGCGAGCUGUCAAACUGUGAACAGUUGGCCUUUUUGGUUCAUGAAAUGAUAAUAAAUACACUUGACCAUGA